Messenger RNA from Ixodes scapularis (black-legged tick), 1676 nucleotides. It is a transcript of the gene mAcon1, whose product is annotated as probable aconitate hydratase, mitochondrial. Gene Ontology annotation, molecular function: aconitate hydratase activity; 4 iron, 4 sulfur cluster binding. Gene Ontology annotation, biological process: tricarboxylic acid cycle. The record is from RefSeq and is a predicted model, not a curated record. NCBI's taxonomy places the organism in Eukaryota, Metazoa, Arthropoda, Arachnida, Ixodida, Ixodidae. Gene Ontology annotation, cellular component: mitochondrion; cytosol.
AAAUAGUCACAAAAAAAAACCUUGCGCAUGCGCUUUGCGGGUACCGCGACCCGUAUGCCCCCCGUGCGGUUGCCCUUGCUCGGCAUACUUUCUUCGGCCGGCCGCCGGUAUGGCGUACUCAACGCGGAUUUACUCCAACAUGGUGGCACAGAAACUCUGCAACCAUGUGCGAUUCUUUCACGCAUCUCCCGCAUCUUUGGCCGCAGCACACAAGGUUGCCAUCAGCAAGUUCGAGCCCGACAACUACCUUCCCUAUGACAAGCUUCAGCAAAACCUGCAGGUUGUCAGAAAGAGGCUGAACAGGCCGCUGACCCUGUCGGAGAAGAUCUUGUACUCUCACCUGGACCAGCCCGAGACCCAGGAGAUCGAGAGGGGCACCAGCUACCUGCGGCUACGGCCGGACAGGGUGGCCAUGCAGGAUGCCACCGCGCAGAUGGCCAUGCUUCAGUUUAUCUCCAGUGGCCUCAAAAGGGUGGCGGUUCCUUCCACCAUCCACUGCGACCACUUGAUCGAGGCACAGGUGGGAGGAGCCAAGGACUUGGCUCGUGCCAAGGACCUGAACAAGGAGGUGUACAACUUCCUCAGCACGGCCGGCAGCAAGUACGGCGUCGGCUUCUGGAAACCCGGCAGUGGCAUCAUUCACCAGAUCAUUCUGGAGAACUACGCCUUUCCCGGUGUGCUGCUCAUCGGAACAGACAGCCACACUCCCAACGGAGGUGGUCUGGGUGGCCUGUGCAUCGGAGUUGGUGGUGCUGAUGCUGUGGACGUAAUGGCUGACAUUCCCUGGGAGCUCAAGUGCCCCAACGUCAUUGGAGUCAACUUGACCGGCAAAAUGUCUGGCUGGACGUCAGCCAAGGACAUCAUCCUCAAGGUUGCUGGCAUUCUGACCGUCAAGGGUGGUACGGGCGCCAUCGUGGAGUACUUUGGACCUGGUGUGGAGUCCAUUUCUUGCACAGGUAUGGGAACCAUCUGCAACAUGGGUGCCGAAAUUGGAGCCACCACGUCCGUCUUCCCCUACAACAGCCGCAUGAAAGACUACCUAGCCGCCACAAACCGCAAAGACAUUGCCGAAGCAGCCGACCAGAACAAGGAGCUGCUGACCCCCGACUCCGGCUGCAAGUACGACCAGGUCAUCGACAUCAACCUGAGCGAGUUGGAGCCCCACGUAAACGGGCCCUUCACCCCCGACUUGGCCCACCCCAUCUCCCAGCUUGGGAAGAAUGCCAAGGAAGCCGGCUGGCCCAUGGACAUCCGUGUGGGCCUGAUUGGCAGCUGCACCAACAGCAGCUACGAGGACAUGAGUCGAGCGGCGUUCCUGGCAAAGCAGGCCCUGGACCACGGGGUGAAGGCCAAGUGCGCUUUCACGGUCACCCCCGGCUCUGAACAGAUCAGGGCCACCAUCGAACGGGACGGCCAAUCCAAGAUCUUCGACGAGUUUGGCGGCAUGGUGCUUGCCAAUGCCUGCGGUCCCUGCAUCGGACAGUGGGACAGGAAGGACAUCAAGAAGGGGGACAAGAACACGAUCGUGACGUCGUACAACCGCAACUUCACGAGCCGCAACGACGGCAAUCCGGCCACCCACGCCUUCGUCACCUCCCCCGAGCUGGUCACCGCCCUGGCCAUCGCGGGGCGCCUCGACUUCAACCCCAUGACCGACGAGCUCACGGGGUCCAAAG